CGAUUGCGACCAUAUUUUGGCGAUCAGACGAAGCCUUGGGGCACUUUUGACGCGCCCCGUCCUUUAAGGGACGAUUAAGGGAUGAGGAUAGGAGCCACAGGUCUGGAACCUUCGACUGAGGUUAGAUAUUGACCUGAGGAAUCGAUUGCGACCAUUAUUUGGCGAUCAGACGAAGCCUUGGGGCACUUUUGACGCGCCCCGUCCUUUAAGGGACGAUUAAGGGAGAGGGAUAAGAGCCACAGGUCUGGAUCCUUGGACUGAGGUUAGAUAUUGACCCGAGGAAUCGAUUGCGACCAUUAUUUGGCGAUCAGACGAAGCCUUGGGCACUUUUGACGCGCCCCGUCCUUUAAGGGACGAUUAAGGGAUAGGGAUAGGAGCCACAGGUCUGGAACCUUGGACUGAGGUUAGAUAUUGACCCGAGGAAUCGAUUGCGACCAUUAUUUUGGCGAUCAGACGAAGCCUUGGGCACUUUUGACGCGCCCCGUCCUUUAAGGACGAUUAAGGGAUGAGGGAUAGGAGCCACAGGUCUGGAACCUUGGACUGAGGUUAGAUAUUGACCCGAGGAAUCGAUUGCGACCAUUAUUUUGGCGAUCAGACGAAGCCUUGGGGCACUUUUGACGCGCCCCGUCCUUUAAGGGACGAUUAAGGGAUGAGGGAUAGGAGCCACAGGUCUGGAACCUUGGACUGAGGUUAGAUAUUGACCCGAGGAAUCGAUUGCGACCAUUAUUUUGGCGAUCAGACGAAGCCUUGGGGCACUUUUGACGCGCCCCGUCCUUUAAGGGACGAGUAAGGGAUGAGGGAUAGGAGCCACAGGUCUGGAACCUUGGACUGAGGUUAGAUAUUGACCCGAGGAAUCGAUUGCGACCAUUAUUUUGGCGAUCAGACGAAGCCUUGGGGCACUUUUGACGCGCCCCGUCCUUUAAGGGACGAUUAAGGGAUGAGGGAUAGGAGCCACAGGUCUGGAACCUUCGACUGAGGUUAGAUAUUGACCCGAGGAAUCGAUUGCGACCAUUAUUUUGGCGAUCAGACGAAGCCUUGGGGCACUUUUGACGCGCCCCGUCCUUUAAGGGACGAUUAAGGGAUGAGGGAUAAGAGCCACAGGUCUGGAACCUUCGACUGAGGUUAGAUAUUGACCCGAGGAAUCGAUUGCGACCAUUAUUUUGGCGAUCAGACGAAGCCUUGGGGCACUUUUGACGCGCCCCGUCCUUUAAGGGACGAUUAAGGGAUGAGGGAUAGGAGCCACAGGUCUGGAACCUUGGACUGAGGUUAGAUAUUGACCCGAGGAAUCGAUUGCGACCAUUAUUUUGGCGAUCAGACGAAGCCUUGGGGCACUUUUGACGCGCCCCGUCCUUUAAGGGACGAUUAAGGGAUGAGGGAUAGGAGCCACAGGUCUGGAACCUUGGACUGAGGUUAGAUAUUGACCCGAGGAAUCGAUUGCGACCAUUAUUUUGGCGAUCAGACGAAGCCUUGGGGCACUUUUGACGCGCCCCGUCCUUUAAGGGACGAUUAAGGGAUGAGGGAUAAGAGCCACAGGUCUGGAACCUUGGACUGAGGUUAGAUAUUGACCCGAGGAAUCGAUUGCGACCAUUAUUUUGGCGAUCAGACGAAGCCUUGGGGCACUUUUGACGCGCCCCGUCCUUUAAGGGACGAUUAAGGGAUGAGUGAUAGGAGCCACAGGUCUGGAACCUUGGACUGAGGUUAGAUAUUGACCCGAGGAAUCGAUUGCGACCAUUAUUUUGGCGAUCAGACGAAGCCUUGGGGCACUUUUGACGCGCCCCGUCCUUUAAGGGACGAUUAAGGGAUGAGGGAUAGGAGCCACAGGUCUGGAACCUUGGACUGAGGUUAGAUAUUGACCCGAGGAAUCGAUUGCGACCAUUAUUUUGGCGAUCAGACGAAGCCUUGGGGCACUUUUGACGCGCCCCGUCCUUUAAGGGACGAUUAAGGGAUGAAGGAAGGGAGCUAGGGCAAAAUAAAUGUCAUAUUCGUGUUCCCCGUCCCCCAAUUGACCUGAUGGAAGUUUUUGAAGCGAUUCUGAAUCCGACGCUGUAUUCGUUGCUGUUGCUGACGCUAACUUCACGGACAUUUCACGACCAUGAUACAUGCAUUUCUUAAAUUGAACUUUUUGAGCCAAACACGUACACAUAUGAUAAAAUGAAUGUCACCAUCGUGUUCUACGCCCCAAAUUACCCAUUAAACAUGUGUCACAGGCUGCGAAUAUCAGUUUUGAUUUUCGGGGAUAUGUGCCUACCCGGUUGACCUGACCUUGACCCUGACCUAUGCUUGACUGACCCUUACAUGGAGCUGACACUCUUGUAGGCCUUAUAUGAUGGAUUGUGCACCGUUUUGACAGAGUUUAUGAUGAGAGGCGCCCAUUGCGAAGUCCUGAAGUCCAUGUUACUGAAAGCCCGAUUUCAGGUGUUUGACCUGACCUUGACCCGACCUGUGACCUCAAAAUUCAACUUUUAAGUACUCAUCUGAAGCGUCUCGUCGCGUUCUUUCGUUUGCCGCCUCGUGCGUUUCGCUGCGCUUAUUGGUUCUCGAUUUAUCGGCUGGUUCUCGAUUUAUCGCCACCCCCAGCAAACGGUGGGUGGCGAAAUACCCCAGCAACUGCCGGGUUAAAGCAUGGUUAAGCAAAACUGUAGUUCCUGAACAAUUCGCGAUAGUUGUCCCACAAAACUCUAAUAGUUCUGGUUAGUGGUUACCCGCGACAGCAUUGUCCCCGAAAUACGUGAGAGGCUGGGCGAUUCAUAUUUUCGAGACACGUCAAACGAUACACAAAUUUGACCGUGACCGCUGCUCGAUUAUUGUGUAUAUUUUUUGGCGCGCCGUUUUCCCAUUUGGAAAUCGAACUAUUUUUUUUCUGUCAGUACACCUGUGUCAGCCGCUGGGAAGACUCUGGAUACGUCUGUUCGACCGAAAGCCCCGCCGAAAAUGGCGCCCCUGGACACCACAGUGCGGCACCUCUCUUCUGCCGUCCCUGCCGUCCCUGGAAAAGAUAAACCUCCUGUCCAAAGGAAGAAGGUCGAUAAAUCGGCCACCGUCAGAACGAAGCCGCUGCGAGUUGACCCUCCAGCAAAGACGCAGAAGGGAGCGGAGAAGGAGUGCGUAUCCGAGCACCAGCUGCUCUACAACCAGUACCUGCAGUGGACCUACCUGGGACGAAUGGCGGAGGCCUCUAUGCGCCGGGAGCAGCCGCAGCUCGCGCACCAGGCGCAGCAGCUGGCGGGCCUGGUGGACACGGCUCGGAACCACUGCGCAGACCUGGAGCGCAAGAGGCAGGCGGUGACGCUGUACUGCGAGAUGGCGCAGCUGGAGCGACAGCUGGACACAAUCCUGGCCGACAUCAACGAGUCGGCGGACACGGUGCGUGCCGACCUCAGCCGGCUGACCACUACACUGGACGCUACCCGCAACAGGCUCCAGCUGAGUGGCUGUAACCUGCCUGGCGACUGUGUGGGGGAGCUGGAGGCGGCCGCCGAGCGGUGCCGGGAGGCGCUGUCGGCGCUGGACGCCUCCGUCUCGCCGCACGCCAAUCUGCUGCAGCACACGGCCGAGGCGGUGGAGUCGCUGCAGCGCGCCCUCCGCGAGAGCGGCCGCACCAUGGCCAGUUCGUCGGAGCUGCUGGACGAGCUGGACUCGCUGUCGCUGCAGGAAGCGUCGCUCUCUCUGUGCUCGGGGAUCGCCGCCUCGCACCAGACAACCAUUACAUCCAGCGAGUAGCGACGGAGCCGGGAGACAGGGUGUGAUACUAGCGGACCAACAGUGUUAGACGGGAACAAAAGCGCGCUGUGCUCCCCAAAAUGUAUGUGACUCGUGCUUCCUGUGCGCACUAGGCUGCAACCGCCGCAUGCAAAAGCUUCAGCAAGGUGUGAUAUUUGGUUAGAAGUCGUUAUGCGCCCCGUGCACCGUCGAACGUUGCCGUUCCUCCACUUGAUGCAACAUAAUGUCGCGAGAUGUCUUGUCGCGAGUGGCUGGGACUGUUGGGGGGGGGGGGGAAGGGGAGGGGGCAUAAUCCAGUUCCAGUGUUGUUGACGCGGGCGUCUCGAAGCACUUGGUCAGGACGUGCGCCGUGAAUGUUCGUUGGUCCGCUCCGGUCCGCUACGACAACUUGAAAUAGCUCGAAUUGCAUUGUUUUUAUAAGUGUGUAAGAAUUAAGAAAUAAUAUAUGUAUGUGAGCUGCAUAGCCAGCAAU
This is a messenger RNA of Amphibalanus amphitrite, 4192 nucleotides long. RefSeq lists its product as uncharacterized. The transcript is spliced from 7 exons. The record is from RefSeq and is a predicted model, not a curated record. Bases 2932 to 3720 code for a protein of 262 amino acids. NCBI's taxonomy places the organism in Eukaryota, Metazoa, Arthropoda, Thecostraca, Balanomorpha, Balanidae.